Messenger RNA from Theileria parva strain Muguga, 390 nucleotides. RefSeq lists its product as uncharacterized. The transcript has 2 exons. Lineage: Eukaryota; Apicomplexa; Aconoidasida; Piroplasmida; Theileriidae. Bases 1 to 390 code for a protein of 129 amino acids. The record is from RefSeq and is a predicted model, not a curated record.
AUGUUGGAAUUUGGGUGUAUUUUCUUAAAUUCCUGGAUGAUUAGAAUUCUAAAGGCGAUUUUAAUAAACCAGAUUAUUAAUCUGAUCACAAACGGAGUGUUAAUCGUAGAAUGUGUAGGAAACAAAGAAUCCACAAAAAUAGCCAACAUACUGACUGGGAACAUCACUGGUGAUGUCGUUCCCUCAACAUACCCAUCAAUAAAAAUAAAUCAAUCCGCAAACAAUGAUUCGAAUUUUUAUAAUUUUUACAAAGAUGAAUUGAGGGAGUUAGAGGAAGAAACUAUGGAACUUAUGGAUAAGCAAAGGAAGGUAUUUGAGGAUUUGAGAAGAAAGGCAAAAGAGCAGAAUAAGAUAUUCGAAGACCUUUCAAUCGCAGUUCAAAGACAAUAA